Molecule: messenger RNA, 3837 nt
Organism: Aspergillus wentii DTO 134E9
Lineage: Eukaryota; Fungi; Ascomycota; Eurotiomycetes; Eurotiales; Aspergillaceae
Exons: 8
Coding region: 1-3837 (1278 amino acids)
Biological process (GO): maintenance of mitotic sister chromatid cohesion; mitotic sister chromatid cohesion
Cellular component (GO): SMC loading complex; chromatin
Molecular function (GO): double-stranded DNA binding; protein binding
Source: RefSeq, a predicted model, not a curated record
AUGAUAUAUAACGUUCGCCGUGCCGGAUCAAAGUUGAAGAACAUGACGAAAAUGAAUCGCUGGUUAAAGAGCCAGAUUAUAGAGAAGCCGGGGAGUGGUGACAGCCGUUGCUACCUCCUCGAGCUGCCAACAGAACUGCUGCUGGAGAUCAUCUCCCAUCUGUCCGUGUUGCCAGAGGCAUGUCUGGCGUUGACCUGCAAAAGCCUGUUCGUUAUAUGUGGGUCGAUCCUGGAUUCGAAAUCACUCCAUUUUAGUCGAGACUUCGCACCGCUCUUCCACCACUAUCGAAAUGGACACAAUUUUGUCACCUCUCGCUGGCAGUUCGUCGGCAUGCUUGAAGACAGCCGAUGGCAAGCGUGCUCGAAAUGUCUCAAACUCCACCCACGAAGCGCAUUCCCCUCUCGGGAAUUGAAACGAGGUUCUGACAGUCGAGCCUGCUCUUUGGGCGAAUCUGCAGGCAUCGUCGACUUGUGUCCGUGCAAGAAGCUGACCUACCGCGACAAGAUGGACCUCGUGGAUCUCCUCAAGAUUCGCAAGAAGACCAUCUCAGCGCUGGCUUCGCAGUUUGGAAGCACUGUGCGGGAGCGCUUCUGCUGGCAUUCCUGUUUCGAGAAGUACGGGAAUACAGACUUGAAGAUCGAGCUUUACCCCGAACUCGAUGACGAGGACAAGCUCAUCAUCCGGACAGAGUAUCAACUCACCAUCGAAGCAGGCCAGCUGGGGAAAGAAGAACACAUGACACCUCGGUUUGGAUGCGCACAUCGCUCUGUGGAUUUGUGGCUCGCCAGCGUCUGUCAAACCACCAUCUGCCGACUAUACGACAGUUUCUGUCAGUCAUGCCAACGAAUAUCCAUCUGCAAUACCUGCAAUGCAACACUAGUAUGCCCGCGAAAACAGCCCAGCCAUUCAAAGGACUCGGACCGGGCGACCUACUUCUUCCAUACCCUACGAGGUCUGGGUGGCUCAUCAUCCCACCCGGAUUCUGAAUGGGCGGCACAGAGGAUCCACCCCGCUGAGCCAUCAGUGAACGUGGAUAACUGCAGUGAGCUAUGUCCAUGGACGGUCCGCGAGCACCCUCCUCCCACUGGACCACCCACCAUUGGCAUGGAUAUCAUUAAUCCCGGUAUGAAUGAUCAGUCACUGAACCAGUUCUAUUAUCAUCUGUCUCCUGGGGCGAUGAACUACCCACCGUCUCAUAACGGUCAGUUUCCUCCGCCGUAUCUCCAACAAACUCCACCUCAGCAACAGCAGCAACACGUCCAGCCGCAGCAGUUGCUUUACAACAAUGUCAACCCCAACCAAUCGCCAUACCAAUAUGGCAAACCGAUCAUGUACCCCCAGGUCAUGAUUCCCACCUACCCUUCUUAUCCGCAGACAUAUAACCCUCCUCAACCUCAACCUCAACCACCACCGCAGCAAACGCGACCACCACCCCCUCCACAGCAGCAGCCUCCGCCGCCGCAACAACAGCCGCAACAGCAGUUUGUGAAUCCAUCUGAGCUGUUCCAUCAGUCGCCUCUUCCUCCUGCGCCUCCAUCUCGAUUCACUCAGGUUUCCCCGAAAUACAGCGCGCCACCUGCCGUCCCCAUUGCACCCAACACCCAAUCUCCCGUGCUCCCAACUAUACCUGCCGCGACACAGUCACCAUAUUAUACUGCCCCGAGUCCUAGCCAGACACCUAACCAGACGAACAAACAACACAGCAAAAUAACACCAAAUGCUCCGACCCCCACUCCGACUUUGGCACCGGCACCGGCACCGGCACCAGCACCAGCACCAGCGCCAGUUCAAGCCAAGGCUCCCCCAGCUCCUUCACCGCGACCUCUUCCUCAAGUUUUGAUACCAGCUCCAUCCCCGGAAUUGCAGCAGAAAAUACAGCGGCAGGCUCCCAAGAAGCAGACGCAACGGAAAACUAACCAGCAGUCGCCGCAGAAACCUACGAAGCCUCCUAUAGAUUACCAGGUGUUACUGCUAUCGUUGGCAGACGAGUAUCUUGAUGCUGCACAUAGCAAGGGGACAAUGACUGCGUUGCUUCGGCAGGAGAUUGAAAUAGAGGAGUAUCAUAAACUGGUGGCGACUGGUCUUGGCUGCCUGGAGGCUGUAUUGAAGAAUUGGAGAUUACAGCCUCGUGUAGAGGCGCUUGUUCGCUUACGAUAUGCGCGCAUCUUGUUUGAGGAGACGGACAAUGACCUCGAGGCGGAGACGGCAUUGAGUAAAGGGAUUGACUUGUGUGAACGGAACCGCAUGCUAGACCUCAAGUAUAGUAUGCAACAUCUCCUGGCACGAAUGCUACACAAAACAAAUCCCAAAGCCUCCCUGAAAGCUGUCGAUGGGAUGAUUCAAGAUGUAGAAGCGUACCGUCAUUCUGCCUGGGAGUAUGCAUUCCGGUUCCUAAGGGUGACACUUUCAUUGUCGUCGCCCGGCAAUCAGGACUCCGUAUCAGCAUUGCAGCAUCUUCACAAGAUCGCUCACAUGGCAAAUCGCAACGGUGACAAGGGCGUUUCUGCCAUGUCGGCUGUGAUUGAGGCACUUGGAUAUCUACAGCAGGGAACAAGCUUCGAUUCCAUUGAACAGGCUCAGCGUGCAGUGGCAGUCGCGCGGAGCCAUCAACUGAACGAUGAACUCCGUCAUAUUCCUCAGUUGAUCACAUUGGUGCAGAUGGUCGACAUUUGCUGCAGCCUUCUCGAGUAUGACAUGAACCAAUCAUCUCAAAAACUGAAGGUCAUGCAGGAUCUAAUGGAUGAAAAACUGAACGAUCCAAACUGGCGUCCUGAUGGAUCAUUUUCCAUCCCGCUUAAUGGUAAAUCCGCUGGGCCUUCAUCCAUAGAUACGGGAGAUAUCCUCCAGGUCCAGAGUGGAACUCUGCUUUUGAGCUUUAACUGGCUGCCCCAGCACGAUCUAUAUGCACUGUGCUAUUUCCUCAGCUCUAUCACCCUCAGUGCCAAGAACUCCUAUGAUGGGAGGAAAGCCGAGAAGUUUCUCCAAGAGGGGCUGCGAAGCUUCAAGGCGCCCCAAGAAAUUACGGAGUCGAUGGUAAAUGCAAAUAAGCGUGUGGAGUGGCGAAGAAGCCUAUAUUGCAAUCUACUACUUCAACAGGUCUUUCUCGCCUGCGCUCGCACCGACUGGGACCUGGCUACUCAGACCCUACAUGAAGUUCGCCAAAUAUCCCAGGAACUUGGCGAUGGUAUUUCCGAGCCUAUUCAAUGUCUCAUGGAAUACGCUGCUGGAACCAUUGCGCAAGCCACAGGAGAUCUAAAAACUGCUCUUGCGGCUUUCCAAUCCCCACUUCUUCUACUAUCCCCAUCUGUCAGUAAGACAACACGAAAUGAUCCGUGUCGUGAUAUUGCUAUACUGGCAGCUCUCAACACCGUCCUCAUCCUCCGCGAUCCCCAACACCCUUCGCAUUCUCAACUUCCCAAUAUCUUGUCAAUCGUUGAGUCGUUUUGCAAGGGGACCCCCAACAAGUAUAUACAGGCAGCAUAUUACCUUGCAAGCGCCACUGUACAGACCGAAUCGACCAUUCAAACGAAACAAUUCCUCCAACAAGCCCUUCAAUCUGCCACGGCCAUUAGCAAUAGCCAAAUCACCUGCAUGACUUUGACCUUUAUGAGCUGGAAAUAUUUCCGUGGUGUGGUCGGGGAACAGGCUGAAAAAAGUGCAAGAGCCGGCCGUGCAAUGGCCAAGAAGGCCAACGACCGUCUUUGGGUCAGCGUCACCGAUGAAAUGCUGGCAGAAACUCUAGAGAGACAGGGAAAAGACGAGGAAGCAGGGGGAGUUCGCGACGAGGGACACCGGGUGAUGGUCGGAUUACCACCUGCGUUGAAAAGGCCUGCUUAA